AUGGAUUUGCCAGAUGACAGACUCAGACUAGAUGGAUAUUCAUCCAGAAGGUCGUUUGAGCAUUUUGAAGUUGGUUAUUUAAAAUUUGGAUUAGAACGUUACAAAAUCAUGGUUGAAUUAACUGCUAGUCGCAGAACCGGUGUUCAUCGAUAUACUUUCCCACCCUCUGAAAAUAAUGCAAAAGUUAUUCUUGAUUUGGGUCAUAUUUUAUCUUUUGGUUGGAGGUAUUACGAUAUAUGUAUUACUGAUGUCGUUUAUGUUAACUUUAUUAUUUACAUACAUCAUUUACAUAAUGAUUACAGUGCCAGAUAUGAAAAUGCAGCAAUCACUUCUAUUUCUCACAAUCAAAUGAAAGGGAUUGGCGCGAUUCUAACUUUUGAUACUAUUAAAAAUCCUGUAAUCGUUUCCAGAGUUGGCAUCUCAUUCAUUUCAGAUGAUCAAGCUUGUGAAAAUGCUGAAAGUGAAGUACCAGAUUGGGAUUUUGAUAAGACAAGAGACGAAGCCGUUAAUGCUUGGAAUAAAGAAUUGGGAAGGAUUCAAGUUGGUGGUGGAUCUAUAAAUGUUACAGAAUCUUUUUAUAAACGUGCCGUGGAUAUUACUAGUUCACUAAUUGAUAUUUAUGUGCAUGAAGGUUAUAUGCCUGAUGGAAGAAGUGGUUCAUGGAAUGGAAUUACGCAAGGUGGAUCUAAUGCUGAUAUGGUUGUGGCAGAAACAUAUUUAAAAAAGAUAGAUGUUAGUGGCAAAAUAGACUGGGAAUUAGCGUACAAAGCUCUUAUCAAAGAUGCUGAAGUAGAUCCAUGGGAAAAGGGCUUAUCAGAAGGUCGAUUAUACUUAACAGAUUAUAAAAAAUAUGGCUAUAUUCCUUUCCCGGAUGAUGGUAAAACUGGAUAUGCUAACGCUCAGUGUAGUCGAACUUUGGAGUAUAGCGCUAAUGAUUAUAGUAUUGGUCUUGUUGCUCAAGAAUCAAACUCUGCUCCUUUAAAUCAUGUUAUUAUUAACUCUGAUACCUCGAAUUUUGAUUCAACUGCAACCAAUAAUUCAAGUAAUUCAGGACCGAUUUACGUUAACCCGUAUGUUCAGAGUGUUAAAAUAAACGAUAAAAUAUGGGAAAAAACUUGGUUUAGACAUAGUGACAUCUCAAAAGGUGCAAUAAUGGAAUUACAGAUGGGGCCAAAACCAAGCAAAGUUUGGGGUGUUGAUGAUGAUGAAAUUGAAAAGCAAAAAGAUGUAGAAGACAGAGUUAUGCCACCUAGUAUGAGCGACUAUAAAAUUAAUACAGAGGAAAGGUUAGAAACUCCAUUAAAGUCACCCUAG
This is a messenger RNA of Racocetra fulgida, 1314 nucleotides long. NCBI's taxonomy places the organism in Eukaryota, Fungi, Glomeromycota, Glomeromycetes, Diversisporales, Gigasporaceae. The record is from the annotation of a GenBank genome assembly.